CAAUAUAUCAAAAAUCGGAACCGAUCUAUCAGAUACUGGAACCAGAACCGGUCUAAUCGAGUCGGACCCCAACCCAUUGACAGCACUAGGCUUCUGCCGCUGUGAAGCUCCCAAUCCCUAAGUCAGAUACCUCCCUCGUCUCCGUCGUCUUCCCCGGUUCUCUUUCCGGUAGUAGAGAGAGUUUUUGAAGCGGCAAUAAUCGAAUCAAUUAAUUCGAAGAAGAAGAAGAAGAAGAGGAAGAGGAGGAUGGUGGAAGAGGGGAGGAAUAAGAGGGUGGUGGAAUCACUAGGAUGGCUAACGGAAUCUUCUGUGAUGCCAAAGAAGCACAAGGCCAUCGAAGGUGUGGGAGCCUCCUCCAUCCUCGAGCUCAAGGCCCAGCUUUACAAAACCCAGGAAGAGGCCAAGAAAGCCAAGGAAUUAGCCCCCGACGUCGAAUUCCACCGCGCCAAGAAGAAAAUCGUCCCCCAUGAUGUCUUCUCCCAGAAGAAUUCUGGCGUUGAGUCCCGAGCUAAUAAGGAUAAGCUUGAGCUAAAAGCAGUAAAUGAUGGAUCAGCUAGCUAUGCAGCAUUAGAGAGGAAAGCCGAGUUAUAUGAAAAGCUUGCAAGGGGAGAGCUCUCAGAUGAGGAAGAAAAGGAGAAGUAUUGUGUGGAUUUUUUCCGUAAGAGCCUCGUGCAGGAAGAGUCACAGCAACCGCAGAGACAUGAUGCUUCUCCUGGGGUAUCAGUAGAGAACGAAGAUGACAAAAAUGAUGCUUCUUAUCUGCUCAACACUAAAACUUUAGGACCUGGGCGGACAGCUAGCACAGUAGACAAUGAUGAGCACAAGCGCUUUGUAAGGGAGGUUCAUGAGGAGGCAAAUAAAGCAAGAGAAAAGGUGUCUGCACUCAAGUUGCGUAGGCAAGAGCAAGCCACAGCUCGUAGGGAGAAACUGAGGCAAGCAUAUCUCCGGAAACAAUUAGAAAAAUUGAAAGAAGCAGCUGCAUCAAAGACAGACGAGCAAUAGCUAACAGAAUGGGUAUAGAAGCCACCUAAUUUCCAGCAAGAAAGCUAUAUAUGGAUCCGAGUCCCCAAAUAUGUAACCCAUGUUGACUGAAUUUUGAAAAUGGUGCCUUCCUGUAGCACACUAUUGAAUUGGAUCCAUUCUUGAAUUAUGUAUGCAUUUAGAGUCUGUUCUUGUCAAAAGAAAGAGGGUGGGGGAAGAUUUUAGUGCAC
Molecule: messenger RNA, 1211 nt
Organism: Nelumbo nucifera (sacred lotus)
Lineage: Eukaryota; Viridiplantae; Streptophyta; Magnoliopsida; Proteales; Nelumbonaceae
Cellular component (GO): nucleus
Source: RefSeq, a predicted model, not a curated record